AUGAUAGAAAUCGAGCGAUUGAGCACACUAUCGUCUGUCUAUGACCAGCUAGACGCAUUGCUUUCAUCUCCGUCACCACCUCAGUCGAUCUACGUUCAAUCCGCGUCAAACUUGGAUUUUUCGCUCGAACUCUUGCAGCAGCUAUUACGGAAAUCGACAAGCCAACUACCAAAUCAAUUACCCAGCUAUCUUCAAAUCAAUCUGGAUGAGAUUUUGAGUUCGAGAAAUUUGUUCCAGUCGAUUCUCAACCAUUUCUCAAACUGGAAUCCACCUUAUCAUCUUUCCAACAUCCAAUCAUGGAAUGGCCAAACUAGUAUCAAUAAGAGCAAUCCUUCCUCCGCUUUCACUUGGGAUUACUCACAAAUCGCCAACGAACUCAAGCGCAACAGACCCAAGGGCCUACUAUCUCAGAGGAAGAGCAGCUCAUUCGACGGCUUUUGCGACGGACUUCGCGUGAUCUGUAAUGAACUAUCCUCAAAUCCGCUUGACCCGCCAUCAUCAGGCGGCCCAUCGAAAUUCCCAAGAUUUAUCAUCUUGAACAAACCAGAACUGCUCAGAUCAUGGAAGGAAUUCAGUAUUCUCACCUCUUUCACCCGUUUGGCUGAGCUCUCGGGUUGCUCGGUCCAUACCAUCUUUGUCUCCGCUCUCCCUUGGCCGAAAUUGAGGCCCCGAUAUGGUGCACUAGAUCCGAUAUCAAUUGCAAUCCCUAGGCUUUCUGAAAACGAUUUAAUUCAAAUUCUGACAUCUGAUGGACCCCCCGAGGUGGCCACAAUUUCUAAUCAGGAAUUGAAGAAUCACAUGAACGGAAUUUUCCAGGCUUUCGUCACGUUUAUUGUGGCUACUUUCAACUCUCAGACCUCAGCGGACCUGUACGAGCUCUCUAUCCUUGUGAAUCGAUUGUGGCCAGACUGGAUUACUCGAAUGGACGAAAGUGGCUCCUCUUUCAAGGAUACGGCGAAAAUGAUCUUGCUGAGCAAGCCGACGAUUGAACUUGAACAGAAAGCUUACGGGUCUCCGGUUUGGCAUCUUCCUUCUUUUCUGACCAAGCCACCUGGACUAGACGAUUCUUCAGCAAGCACAUAUGAUGACGAGGAAAUGGCCCCCUAUGAAGAGUCCACUGAGUCGCCUCAGAAGCAGACUGAGCUUUCGCCUAAAAAACCACCCCUAUUGCUUUCACCUUCGAAGACGAGGAUCAAUCAGAUCUCUCAAACCCCAUUCUCGACCCCUUCCAAGCCGCGCCAUUAUCUUUCGAUCUUCUCCCCUUCAGUGACGAACCCUUCCUCCCAACCUGGCUCAACAAGCACCCGACAUCGCUUCACGACUCAUUUAACGCCAAUGACACCCAGGAUCCAGACUGUCAAGUUUACCGCUUCAAUCGACAAAGGACCAGUCAUGUAUCAACGCCAGAAAACCAUCGAUACCUUAUCUUUAUCGUUGCCCGUAGUCGCCCGCUUCCUUCUCGUCGCCGCAUUCAUUGCUAGUUUUAAUCCUGCUAGGACCGACAUUGGGCUCUUCUUAACAAGCAAUGACGGGCUCAAGAAGCGCAAGGCAAGGGGACCCAGAAAAAUUCAACCUGGUCAAGUCAUCCGAGCGAAAAUUCGCCAAAGAUUAUUGGGGCCAAAAAUGUUUACAAUUGGAAGGUUGUUGGCGAUUUUCAGUGCGAUAACUGAUCAAGAAGGGAUCAAGUUUAAUGAGAUUGAUGUACUACAACAAAUUGGAACAUUGAUUGAAUUCAAACUGCUACUCAAAGCGAGUUCAUCGACUGCAUCGACACUGACCAGCCAAGCAGAGAAACCACUCGAAUCUAUCAAACUGAUAGUCUCUAAUCUAUCAUCUUCUUCCGAGACUCAAAUUCUAAGGAUCUGCGAUAGUCUUCAAUUUAAUCUUCUAAAUCGCAUGUGGGAAUCUGAAGACUAA
Puccinia triticina is the source of this 1917-nucleotide messenger RNA. RefSeq lists its product as uncharacterized. Gene Ontology annotation, cellular component: nuclear origin of replication recognition complex; nucleus. Gene Ontology annotation, molecular function: DNA replication origin binding. The transcript is spliced from 5 exons. Bases 1 to 1917 code for a protein of 638 amino acids. NCBI's taxonomy places the organism in Eukaryota, Fungi, Basidiomycota, Pucciniomycetes, Pucciniales, Pucciniaceae. The record is from RefSeq and is a predicted model, not a curated record. Gene Ontology annotation, biological process: DNA replication; DNA replication initiation.